Molecule: messenger RNA, 1092 nt
Organism: Salvia miltiorrhiza (redroot sage)
Lineage: Eukaryota; Viridiplantae; Streptophyta; Magnoliopsida; Lamiales; Lamiaceae
Exons: 2
Coding region: 1-1092 (363 amino acids)
Molecular function (GO): nucleic acid binding
Source: RefSeq, a predicted model, not a curated record
AUGGCAUGUAACCUAGGAGUUAGUAAGUCACUUGUAGGUGUGUGGGUGAAAGACAAGAAACUUAGAGCACAUACCAAUGCUAUCAAACCGCUUUUAACCCCUCAAAACAAGAUAUCAAGGCUGCGAUGGAGCCUUAGGCAGCUUAGUGACAUAAAUGUGGAGGGAUUUAUCAAGUUUCAAACCAUGUUCAACACCAUACACAUAGAUGAGAAGUGGUUUUACUUAACCAAAAGCAAGGAUAGAUAUUACCUUAUGCCGGGUGAGUUGGACCCGUAUAGGGCUUGCAAAUCAAAGAGAUACAUACCAAAGAUUAUGUUUAGUUGUGCAAUUGCACAACCUAUCAUAGAUGCUCAAGGAAACGUGAUUUUUGAUGGAAAGAUGGGAAUUUUCCCAUUCACAUAUGAAGAGGCAGCUCAAAGGAACUCAAAAAAUAGAGUUAAAGGGACAAUGGAAGUGAAAGCAAUACCCAAUAUCACCCAAAACGUCAUAAGGGACUCAAUGAUUAACAAGAUGUUGCCCUACUUCAAAUCAAAGUGGCCUUCAUUUGCAAGCAAGAAUAUAUUUAUACAACAAGACAAUGUCAAACCACACAUAAAGGUUGAUGAUCCGGAGUUCUUAGCAGUUGCAAGAGCAGAUGGAUUCAAUAUCCAACUGGUCUGCCAACCUGCUAACUCUCCAGACACCAAUGUUAAUGAUUUGGGAUUCUUUAGAGCAAUUCAAAGCCUCAAAGAUCAGAAACCAGUGAAGGACGUAGGGGAACUAAUCAAGAAUGUGCAAGAUGCAUACAAUGAGUACCCGCCUCAAAAGAUAAAUCAUGUUUUUCUAACUUUCCAGUCUUGCUACCAGGAGAUUAUCAAAGCCAAAGGGGACAACAAUUACAAAAUCCCACACAUGAACAAAGAGAGGUUAGAAAGGAUUGGCAUGCUACCAGAUGCAAUUUCAAUUUCACAACAGCUAGUGGAUGAGAGUAUGGAGUUCUUAGAGGGAAACAAUCAUGCUGACACAACAGAAUACACAGAUGGUCAAGCUGAAGAAUUUCAACAGAACAUGUCAGACAUCCUAGAGGGUCUCACACAUGUAAACAUCAAUUAG